This is a messenger RNA of Macrosiphum euphorbiae (potato aphid), 924 nucleotides long. The record is from the annotation of a GenBank genome assembly. NCBI's taxonomy places the organism in Eukaryota, Metazoa, Arthropoda, Insecta, Hemiptera, Aphididae.
AUGCUUAAUACUGGAAAAUUGGAAGGGCGUACAUUAUUCAUUACUGGAGGAAGCCGUGGUAUUGGCAAGGCAAUUGCUUUGAAAGCAGCAAAGGAUGGUGCCAACAUAGUUAUUGCAGCUAAAACUACUGAACCACAUCCUAAACUCCCCGGAACCAUAUAUACAGCUGCAAGAGAAAUCGAAGAAGCAGGAGGAAAAUGCUUACCUUGUGUUGUGGACGUAAGGAAUGAAAUUCAAAUAUUUGAUGCUGUUAAAAAAGCUGUUGAUGUAUUUGGAGGUAUAGAUAUAGUCAUCAACAAUGCUAGUGCAAUAUCAUUAACUGGAACUUUAGACACUGACAUGAAGAGAUAUGACUUGAUGCAUAGCGUUAAUACAAGAGGAACAUUUCUUGUAUCAAAAAUAUGUCUGCCUUAUUUAAAGAAAAGCAAACAUGCUCAUAUUUUAAACAUUAGUCCUCCGUUGAAUAUGAAUCCUAAUUGGUUUAAGGAUCACGUUGCGUACACAAUGGCCAAGUAUGGAAUGUCAAUGUGUAUAUUAGGAAUGGCUGAAGAAUUGAAGAAAGAUCACAUUGCAGUGAAUGCUUUAUGGCCUAGAACUGUAAUUCAUACAGCAGCUGUUGAAAUGUUGUCGGGCAUAAAUGAAGCAAAAUCAUAUUCGCGCAAACCUGAUAUUAUGGCUGAUGCAGCUUAUUCAAUCAUAACCAAACCAUAUGAUCAUUAUAACGGACAAUUUUUAAUUGAUGACGAAGUGCUAAAACAAGAAGGAAUAAUAGAUUUUGAUCAGUAUUUAAGUGAUCCAGCAAACAACGGCAAUCUCAUGAUGGAUUUUUUUUUGGGAGAAUAUCCACAUGAUGGUUUCAACAAAGGUAAAGAAGUGGCCAAAAAACAAUCCCAGCUAAAUGAAAGAAAUAAUGUGACUAAUUAA